GCGGCGGCAGCUGGACAGUUCCGUGCGGGGAUGUCAACAUCAAGUAUGAAGGGCUCAUUGGCCUGAGCUGUUUCCUCGGGGACAUCACGGCGGAUGUGUCUGGUUGCAGCCCUGCAGCCUGCAAUGACUCGCAAAGGUCCAUUGUUCUGUCCAACGGCGACGCGUCGAGUAUUAUGUUGACCGCCUCUUCCAUGGGCGCUGCUCAAGACCGCACGCCGCACAGCUUUGUGAACGAGUCUGUGAGCUGCAAGGCCCUGAACUCCACCAUUGCAGGCGUUGCCA
Symbiodinium natans is the source of this 282-nucleotide messenger RNA. The record is from the annotation of a GenBank genome assembly. Lineage: Eukaryota; Dinophyceae; Suessiales; Symbiodiniaceae.